CCAAAUAUUGAGUUUAGCUUCAUUGACAAGUUGUAACCGUGUGACACCGUGUGUGCUAUGUAUUUAUGUGAAUAAUUUUUGAAAUACUGAGGACAACAUACACUUAUUUUUUAUGUCUCUGGCACCGAUGCCAAGGAGAAAGAAAAUGAUGGUGACCUUUCACAACAGGUGUUUACAAUCGCAGACAGGUCGGGGCGUUGUUUGUCAGGGAAAGUCGUUUGUCUACACAGGCCGACAGAGGUGAGCAGUCACAGGUGUACCCACUCCCUCUCUCCCUCCCAGUACCCGCCUGUAGCCGGAGCCAGGCUGGGGUGUGUGUGGCUCCAGCAUCGCGAUGCCAAGUUGCAGCCGGCCCAUCGCAAUGGGGACUGCGGCGCAGAUGGCCUGAACUCCGCCUGUGGCUUCAACAGUCAGUGGAGACUGCAGCACGAGAAAAAGUGGGAGCGAUGCUGCUUUUGAUAAAAUGUGCGAUUCUUGUAGGAGUUCUGUGGCAAUUAUCUCAUGGCCAGGAAGCUCCUCGAAUCACAUCACUACACGCGUGCACGGAUAUAAAAUACCGCUUCGCCACUACGCGCAUCACAAGUCACGUGAUAAAUCCAACCAAUCAAACGCGAGAGGCUGUUUUCGAUAUCACCUUACCGAAUGAUGCCUUCAUCUCAAACUUUACGCUCGGCCUGGGUGGCGAGGUGUACGUGGGGGUGGUGGAGGAGCGGGACUCCGCCCUCAACAAGUUCGCUGUUGACUCCGUGCAGGGACGGACCAGCGGUGGGCAGGUGACACAAAGACUCCGAGAAACAAACACUUUCCGAGUUUCCCUGCAACUGGCGCCUCAUGAUGGAGUGACCUUUAACCUCACCUACCAGGAAAUCCUUGAGCGCCGACAGGGCACGUACGACCACGUGCUGUACAUCAACCCCGGCCACCCAGUGGACGACAUGCGGGUGGACGUGACGAUAGAAGAAAACAGAGAGAUAACCUUUCUGCACGUGCCGCCAAUCAGAAGUGGACUUCUUACAGACGCGCCAAAGACAGACACCAACAGUCUGGUUCGGAUACUGAGGCCCAACGCGCGCCAGGCGCACGUGAGUUACCACCCGAGUGUCCGCCAUCAGCAGCUGCAGGGCGCCUCCCGCCACGGACUGUCCGGCCUCUUCACUGUCCACUAUGACGUCAGCAGAAGGCCAGACGCCGGCGAGUUAUUGAGCGUCAACGGCUACUUCGUGCACUUCAUCGCACCCAACAUCUCUGAGCCGCUACCCAAGGACGUGCUCUUCAUCCUGGACACAAGCACCUCCAUGAUGUGGCAGAAGUUAGAGCAGCUACAAGAUGCCAUGAGGGUCAUCCUGCAGGACUUGACACCACGUGACCGAUUUGCCUUGAUGCAGUUCAACUCGCAGGCUACGUUCUGGCGCCGGGAGCUGCUGGCCGUGACACCGGAAAACAUCAAAGCGGCUUUGAACUACGUCAGCACGCUCAAGGCUCAUGGCUACACCAACAUCGACUCGGCCUUUGCACGUGCCUUGCGCUUCUUGAACGAAGAGAGCACAGUCAAGGGAGAGAACACUUUGAUUAUCUUCCUCACCGAUGGGCGACCCACCCGGGGUGAAACAAGUCGCGAGGCUAUUUUAAGCAACGUACGUCAGCAGAACCUCAAGAACAUCACUGUGUACGGACUGGCCUUCGGACAGGACGCCGACUGGCCGCUGGUCAAGCGCCUGGCCUCCCAGACAGACGGAGUGGGCCGACGGAUCUACCAGGAUGCUGAUGCGGCUCUACAGAUUCACGGCUUCUACUCUGAGGUGUCCAGUCUGUUGCUGACUCGAGUGAAGGCGUUGUAUGUGGAGAACGAAGUGGAGGGGGAGAGCCUGACCAAGACCUUCCUGAACAAGUACUUCAAUGGUUCGGAGCUGCUGGUGGCUGGCAAGCUCAUCAACCUCAAUCAGACCUCCCUUAAGGUCCUCGUGCAGGCCACGGGGUCAACAGGCAAUAUCAAUCUGACCGUGACCCCUGAACCCGACGUGCCCGAGCUUGACCUGGCGGCUUCGUGUCGGCUGAUGAGUGUGGAAGACUUGGCUCAGAUCGCCGAGAAGAUGUGGGCGUACCUGACCAUCCGCCAGAUGUUGCAGAGGAGAGUCGGCGAGGACGAUGAAGACGUGCAGAAGAAACAGGAGCUGAAGGCCAAGGCCGUGCAACUCUCCCUGAAGUACAAGUUCGUCACCCCAGUGACAUCCCUGGUAGUUAGGAAACCAGACACCGAGGAGCUGGCCUACCUGCAGGAAGAUGACAGCGACAUUAUCGACGACGCAGAUCUUCCUAAACGGACUUCAGAUCUGCCAAGGGCUCAAGAAACUGAGUUGCAGGCCAACACAUCAGAAAGGUUAACACAACGACCCACAGGGCUGGACGAUGGGGCGGUAGGCGGAGGCGACCCACACUUCAUGAUCGAGUCCGGUGAUCUCCCUUACCCACUCUGCUUUGAUGUCAGCGGCCACAGCGGGGAUGUCUUCCAACUUCUAAGAGACCCUGUCACAGGUUUAACGCUCAACGUGGAAGUCGGGGAAGGUCCGAGUGUCAGUCCCGCUGGUCGCAACAGAACUUACCUGGUGAAGGCGGCCAUUCUGUACCAAGACGUCAUCCUCGACGUGACGCUGACGCACGUGCACGUGAACCACGUGGUGAUGACGUGGAACAACACGUUGUCGCUGCGCGCGCCCGGCGCGUGGAUCAUCCUGACAGGCCAAUCGCUGCGCUUCUCACCGGACGAGGGCGUUGAGAUUGACGUCACCAGGCAUGCGCAUAGCAAAGGCAACGAGCCUGGCUUCCUGAACGUGGAGAUUCAGAACGAGGCUAAGCUAUCGCCUGCGUCAUCUGGACUUCUGGGUCAGUUUGUGCACAAAACCAUUCAUCUGCACAAAAUGAAGAGGAGAGACAGGCGGUUUGUGGCAGAAGUGGACAUCUACAGCAAUAACAUCCUGCGCCAUGGCCGGGCCGUGGUGAAAAACCGAAAAGACCCUUUCUUUGACCGCCUCGCUCCAUGUCUGAUGGUGGACACUACGUGGUCCAAAAUUCUGGACCACCCAACGAGCUUUUACCGCGUGCCUCACAUUCACUCACUGUGAGAGGGAAGCCAGUGAGGACUGACAUGCUGGAAACCUUAUAAAGUUUGACAGCAGGUCGGGUAGAUGUGUAUUGUCUCCACUCUUCCACCCACACUAUGGUUUUGUACAACGACUCUGCCACGUGGUUAAAAUAUAUUUGCUCUACACCUCCGUGUGAUCGCUCUGUGGGUCUUUACACUGACCAUUACUUUUUACUACGAAAACCCAAGUCUGGAGCUCUGACUAUCUGCACACGAACUACUGUGAUUGUUAGUGUAUUCUGUCAGAAAUGAUGACAGACAAGUCUACCUGUGCCUAUGUCAGCCUGCGCAAAGAAUGACAAAGGUAGUCAUCGCACAGAGCGGGAAUGUUUCUAUGAACGAUGUUUAGUUCACCUUUGACUAAAAUAAUCAGUGUUGGAGUCACCUGAACUGACUGUCAGUAGUUCUCUGCCAUUUUCCAAGACCUAUGACAUUAUCAGUCUUUACCUACCAGGUGUAUGUCGAUGGGCUACAGACAUCUUGUCAAGUGCACGGACAGUUCUCCAAUAAGCCUUUGGUCAUAAAGAUGAAACUCAAAUCCUUCUCUCACAUGAAAAA
Molecule: messenger RNA, 3697 nt
Organism: Pomacea canaliculata
Lineage: Eukaryota; Metazoa; Mollusca; Gastropoda; Architaenioglossa; Ampullariidae
Product: inter-alpha-trypsin inhibitor heavy chain H3-like
Exons: 15
Coding region: 447-3119 (890 amino acids)
Biological process (GO): hyaluronan metabolic process
Molecular function (GO): serine-type endopeptidase inhibitor activity
Source: RefSeq, a predicted model, not a curated record